Molecule: messenger RNA, 627 nt
Organism: Penicillium bovifimosum
Lineage: Eukaryota; Fungi; Ascomycota; Eurotiomycetes; Eurotiales; Aspergillaceae
Gene: cyp5
Exons: 2
Coding region: 1-627 (208 amino acids)
Biological process (GO): protein folding; protein peptidyl-prolyl isomerization
Cellular component (GO): catalytic step 2 spliceosome
Molecular function (GO): peptidyl-prolyl cis-trans isomerase activity
Source: RefSeq, a predicted model, not a curated record
AUGUCUGUCACGUUACAUACCACCCAAGGCGACCUCAAGGUCGAGCUUUUCUGCGAAGCAGUACCCCAAACCGCAGAGAACUUCCUCGCCCUUUGCGCAUGCGGCGCAUAUAACGACACCCCUUUCCACCGUCUUAUCCCUGGGUUCAUGGUCCAGGGUGGAGACAUCUCCCUCGGCCCCGUCGCGCGAGACACAUCUACGAAACCAAUGCUCAACUUCGAGAUCCCGAAAGGCGGCACAUCGAUCUACCACCCCGCGGCCAUGAACCAAGAAAUCCACCUCCCAUCACUGCGACACAAUGCGCGAGGCAUUUUGUCCAUGGCAUCUCGCCCGGCGAAGGACAGGACCGCACCGGGAUCGCAGGGCGCAACGGGUGCGACGAUCAACGGCAGUCAGUUCUUUAUUACGUUUGCGGCGGCGCCACAUCUUGAUGGUGCUAGUACUGUGUUUGGAAAGGUGUUGAACUUGACGGCCCAGGAUGAAGGUGGUGAUGUCCUCACAAAGCUGGAGAAGGCGAAUGUGAAGGUUGACAAGAAGGGGAAGGUUUCUCAACCUAAGGAGGGCGAUGAGUUCGAACCAUUCAAGAUCAAGAAUGUUACUAUCCACGCCAAUCCAUUUGCCAAGUGA